GACUGGUUGGUCCUUGCAUAGUCUGGCUACCUGAUCGCAGAAUCUCAUUCCUCCCUUCCUAGGCUCCUCCUGGACUAAUAGCCGUGUGGCGAACUCUCAACGGUUUCUUACCGAACCAUCGCUCCUCCGAUGCCAAAGCGGCGAGUCGAAGGCGAGAUAACAGUCUCGUACGAUCCUGGUCCCAGCAGCAGCUCGGGCAGUAGGAGCCCAGUCGACAGUCCGCAGUCUGCGUGCAGUAGCGGCAGUCGGAGCAAUCUACGGCGCGAUAACAGCUGGGACGACAGGGAGCCGCUGCUUCCGGUGCACACGAAGCAGGCGUCAAACCCCCAAAGGACACUAUAUGGAUCAUUCUUGCGGAAACGUGGGUCACAAGGCGACAUGGAGCAGAAACCAGCUAAACUGCCGUUGGUCGAUACAUCGGGUAGUUUGAACGUGGAACGGCGUGGAGUUCCUAAGCUGACGGCGUAUUGGAGCGAUCUCUUCCACACGCUGAUCAACAUCCCUAACGUCCGCUUCUACCCGUUACUUCUGCUCGUCUACUCGUUGCUUUUUGGAGGGUUUGCACUCCCGUAUUACUAUCAGUCCGUACAGUACAACUGCAUCCCAGGAGUUAAGAACUACUGGCAUGCACUGUGGUUCAGUGUUCAGUCCGCCAUGACCAUUGGGUUUGGGGGAGACUUGAUCCCUGAUCCUGACUGCUUCACAUUGAACCUUCUCAUCGCCCUCCAAUCGCUUGCUGCUCUGAUUGUCGCCUAUGCCUUGCUGGGGAUAGUCUACACAAGGUUCGCCCUUCCGUCCCGUCGAGCAUCAUCACUCGUGUUCAGCCAAUACAUGGUGCUCAACGAGGAAGACGGAGUGCCUCGUCUUUCAUUUCGGGUUGCUAAUGUUCGCAAGCACCAACUCAUAGAGGCGCAUGCACAGCUGCUGGUGGCAAUCAAUAACAUCAUGAGUGAGGAGAACGAGGCGCUCUUCAAAUUCUCCAACCUUCCGAUCCUUGGAGGGGGUUUCGUCUUUCUUGCUCUCCCCUGCAUCAUCACGCAUGCGAUCACGAAGCACAGCCCACUGCAUGGCAUGUCCCUUGCUAUGAUGGAACGGGCUGACAUUGAGUUCCUCGUGCUUAUAGAGGGUGUGGAUGCUCCUACAUCAGCCAAGCUGCAAGCCCGGCAUUCCUACUCGCCUCGUGACAUCAAGUUCAAUCACCGCUUCUGCACCAUGGUCAAGCGAUCUCCAAGUGGAAUCCGCCGGGUGGACUUCACCAAGUUUCACGACAUGCAGCCGGUCCCAGCCACUCUGCGCCGCCCCCACUUCCUCCCCCACGCGCCCUCCUGGGAGAAUCUUCGCAACCUCUCCUCCCUCUCCUCUCUCCCCAGCGUUCUCCGCCACCCCACUGCCGUCUCAACCGACAAAUCAGGCGCCAUCAUGGGCCGGAGAGAUGCCCCUUUGCCCUUCCCACCCCCUGCUGACUCUGCGUCUGCCUCUCAAGUCUCCCUCGCAUGCCCACUCUCCGUGGCUGCAGCUGUUGGUGGUGACUCUCCUGCUCUUGGUGCGAACGAUUCGAUUCGGAAAAAUUCAAGCUUCAUGAGCAUUCUUUCCCUUGGGCUAGGGCCCGGGUCAGGCUGGGGAAGCGGAAUAUGGGGCGGCGGAGUAUGGGGAAAUUCAGCGGCAGCAGCAUGGGCAGGGACAGUGGCAGCAGGAGGAAGGGGUGUGUCAGCAGAAGGUGGAAGCUCAAUAGCUGGUGAUGCGGUGCCAGCAGGAGGAGGUUAUGUGGAUCGAGGCACUGCUGGUGUUGGUGCCCAAAUUGGUGAGGCAAGAGAGUCAAAUGAAGCAGAUUUCGCUAGAGUAGGAGCAGGAGAGAGAGGGGAUGCGCAAGGGGUGCGUGGUGGAGGGAUGUUCCUGCCUCUGGCAGGAGUGGAGCAUGACUUGUCCUUCGCCUCGCUCCCUCCUGUCAUCGAAGGUGACUCUGGCAGCAGCAGCCCAGCAAGUGGGCCUCCAGGUGUUCCAGGUGGUUUGAGCAGUUCAGGUGGAGGGAACGCUGCUCUUGGAGGGACAUGGCCCAUGCAGGCAGCACCUGGGGCUGCAGUGAGUGGGGCUGUGCUGUUAGCUCCAGUGGCUGCCACCGCUGCACCAGCGACAAUCAGAGCAGGAUCAACAGGCUCGGCAUUUGCAGCAGGAGCAGCAGCAGGAACUGCGGCACAAGCUCCAACGCCUGAACAGAAGCAGAUGAGGCGUAUGGUGAGGCGUGGGAGCGCAGAGAGAUGGGAGGGAAAAGCUGCUGGGGUGGCUGUAGGACAAGGCCGAUUGAGCAGGCGUGUAUCAUUUGAAGUGUCACCUGUGGUUGACUCGGUUGCUGAGGCAGGAGUACACACGCGAGCUGAGGCGGCAGCAGGGAGGGAAGGCACGAGUGGUGGUGCCACUGCAGCAGUGCUGGAUGAAGGGUGGGCUGGAAGGCAAGAAGGAUGCAGGGAAGUGAAUCAGACAGGAGGAGGAGGAGAAGACCAGGGGAUGGGGUAUGAGUUGCCGAGCAAGAAGGGCGGAGGGAGCAAAGGGUCUCGGUUGGAAGUGGGCAUGGGAGGGCUUUCAGUGAAGCGCCCAUUCCUGUGCCCAGGAGCAGAAGGAACAGUGCUUCUAGCAAUGACAGUAGCAUGCGUGGCGGGCUUGAACUUGGUGGCAGGAGGAGAAGUGGUGCAAGCAAGGGGCAGAGAAGUUUUGCUGCGUCAGGCCAGCCUGGUGGCUGGGCUGAUCAAAGUCCGCUUCUGCUGAUGAACUCCUUCAGUGGUGCGCUCAGCAUCGCACAUGCUGGAGAUGGAUGCGCGGCACAGGAUUGCUGUGGCAGAGAAAGAGAGCAGCAAUGGCGUGCGCUUGCAGUUGACCUUGCCAAGAAGGUUCAGAGCAGCAGGGCGCUCCAUGCGCCCGAUGUGGAUUGCCAUCCACUGCUCAAUAGAGCCAAGGAGUUUCUUGAAACUUGAAAAAGCAGCUGAAGUGAAUGCUGAUAUCGAGUCCCCAUUUGAUUAGGCAACGCUAAAUGAGGCAUCCCGGGCUGUAAAAGUGGAAUUGGUGAUCCCAGCUGAAAUUGCUGUGGUUGAUCUGCUUUGUGCAUCUUGUAAAUAGGUAUGUUUUGAUUGUCCA
Closterium sp. NIES-67 is the source of this 3126-nucleotide messenger RNA. The record is from the annotation of a GenBank genome assembly. NCBI's taxonomy places the organism in Eukaryota, Viridiplantae, Streptophyta, Zygnematophyceae, Desmidiales, Closteriaceae.